Molecule: messenger RNA, 2306 nt
Organism: Pimephales promelas (fathead minnow)
Lineage: Eukaryota; Metazoa; Chordata; Actinopteri; Cypriniformes; Leuciscidae
Source: RefSeq, a predicted model, not a curated record
GGAACCUGAGGAAACAAAUGAAGAUUCAAGCAACAUGGACAAGAAAUGGGAAGGUGAUAAUCAAACUAAACGGAACGCCUGAGGAAGCAAAGAUUAUCACGCAAGAACUCGAGAUGGCGAUUGAAGACUGCCCGAUCUGCUUCCGACCCUACCACCAGCUGAGCCAGCACCUGACCAACACCCACCUCGUGAAGAACAAGGAGGAGAGGAGACUGCUGCUGGCACUUUCUUCCGGGAGGGUGGACGUCCGGAAGGGCACUUGCCCGGUGCCCGCCUGCGGCAAGACCACCGCCUGGAUGGACCGCCACCUGAAGUGCCACAGCGAGCUGACGCCCUCGACUCGGAGGAAGACUUUGGCUUCCAUCAAGCGGAGGAAGAUCCUUGCUGACCUGGCCAACCUGAGGGCGAGUAACCCCGAAGUGCCGCUGGCCUCGACCCUGGACCAGGAGGACGUCUCGGGGCCUGUGGAGGAGGAGGAGGAUGAGGAGGAGGUGGCGGACGCCCCUGCUCCGUCCUGCGCCAACCCAGCCUGCCUGGACAUGCACCGCCAGGUGGAAACCCUGAGCAAGGCGCUACAGGAGGUCACCCGCCGCUACAAGCGACUGAGGAGGAGGUCGAGGUCAACCCCCUCUUCCCAGGUAGCGAGGGUGACGGGGAGGCUCCUGUCCGCUCUCAGGUCCCCCGGGAAGGGAGACGGCGGCGGGGAUGACGAGGAGGAGGAAGGAGAGGCCGGGCCUUCGGAGGAGCCGGACGACGGGGUCCCCCAGCCUCUCUCCCCUGCCCAGCCGUCUACGCAGCAGGAGAGGCAUCCCUUCCCCGACCACGUGCCAGCUCUGAACGUCCUGCUGCAGGAAUUCCGGGGGCAUCAACAGGGCGCCGACCCCACUCCCAGGCUGGUUAACAACGUGGGGUCGAAGAUCUUCCGCAUCAGGAACUUCAUUGGAUUCAUGGCGGCGGGGCACACCGACCUGGCCAGCUUUGGGUUCCUCAACCAGACGGCGAGGAUGCGGUCUUGGCACCAGUCCCUGAUCCAGGCCAAGAUCGCGGAGCCAACCAUCCAGAUGUACCUUAAGAACGUGUCGCAGUUCUUGCUGUACAUCUCUGAGACCCCGCCGCCCACCUGCCGCCUCUCCCGCACCGUCAUGGUCGGCCUCAACCGGGAGAUCAAAAGCCUGAUCCGCUCGGUUCGGCGGAGAGUGGUGGUCCACGAGGUGGGGGUCAAACAGGCCAAGGAGGGCCACUUGAUCCCCAAGGCCGCUCUCCGCCAGUGCGUUGCCUCCGCCAGGGCCGCCAUUCCUGAAAUCCUUGCCCGUCUGAAGGUGACCCUUGACAGGAAGGACCAGUGGUCAUUUUAUGGGCACCUCACUGCUUACCUGGCCUGCAUCUACGGGCAUCGCGGUGGGUUGUUCCAGAACAUGACCAUUGCGGAGGUGGAGGCAGCGCAACAGGCCACCAUGGACGGGUGCUAUGUGAUUAAUAUCUCAACCCACAAGACGAACCAGGCCUUCAGGGCCGCUCAGCUGGCAGUGACGGAGAACGAAUAUCAGUGGAUGGCGGAGUUCCUGGCCAUGAGGAAGGAGCUAGUGGGCGGUGCCGACGCCCAUUUCUUCUUUUUCACCUCCAAGCCCAGCCCGUGCAAGAACCUGAACCAGUAUUUUCAGGAGGCAUGGGCUGGGCUUGAACUGCCGGGAACUCCGACAUUCACGGAUGUCAGGACCUCCAUCGCAACCCACGCCAAGAACACCAUCAGCCCCGGGGACCGGCACAAAGUGGCACGGUUCAUGUGCCACGACACCUCCACGGCUGACAAGUUUUAUGCGUUGAACCUGGAUGCCAAGCAGGCCCUGGAACAGCGGGCGUUGUUCCAGGCAGCCGUGGAGGGUGAGGAUGCCCCCCCGGGGACCCCAGAGAGCCCCACCACCACCACCACCACCACCUCCUCCUCCUCCCGUCGCAAGGCGUCUGGGAAGCAGCGGAAGAGACCGGCCCCCUCCGCCAGCCCCCCGGACCAGGACACGGACCAGGAGCAGGAGAAAGAUGAGGAGCAGGAGCAGGACCAGGACCAGGAGCAGGACAAGGAGAAACCGUCCACUUCGGGCCAGUCCAGCCCGCCGAAAAGAAGACGGCGUCCUGUGGUCCGCCUGUCUCCUAUGAAGUCUCCACACAAAGUGGCCCAGAAGCUGAUUAGGACGGCGAUCCUAAGGACCAAAAAGAGGACAAGGAAGCCGACCAAAUUUACUUUUUAAAUAAAAAAUGUUGUUAAAUUUUAAUCUGUUUUUUUGUUUAAAUCAGUUUUUAAUCAGUUU